AUGUUAAAAGUGUUAAUCCCAACCCUAAUGCUCUUCCCAACGAUUUGGUUAACGCCCAAAAAAUGACUUUGGACAUCCGCCGUGUCCUACAGCCUAGUUAUUGCCCUGCUAAGUCUAACUUGGCUCAACUGGACAGCAGAAACAGGAUGAACCCUACCAAACAACUAUAUAGCAAUUGACCCUCUCUCUGCCCCCCUUCUAGUCCUAACAUGUUGACUCCUCCCUCUGAUAAUCCUCGCGAGUCAAAAUCACACACAAUCUGAGCCUGCCUCCCGACAACGCAUGUACCUUAGCCUCUUGGCCUCCCUUCAGGCUUUCCUUAUCAUAGCAUUCGGAGCCACAGAAAUUAUUAUGUUUUACAUCAUAUUCGAAGCAACCCUGGUUCCCACUCUUAUUAUCAUCACCCGAUGAGGCAACCAAGCAGAGCGCCUAAAUGCGGGCACCUACUUCUUAUUUUACACUUUGGCAGGGUCCCUCCCACUAUUAGUUGCACUACUAACCCUGCAAAAUUCAACAGGAAGUUUGUCAAUGAUUACCCUAAACUUUUGUCAGCCUUUGACUUUGAUCUCCUGAGGAGACAAAAUCUGGUGGGCGGGCUGCUUGGUGGCAUUCCUCGUAAAAAUACCCCUCUAUGGCGUCCAUCUCUGACUACCAAAGGCGCACGUAGAGGCCCCUAUCGCCGGAUCAAUAGUCCUAGCCGCAGUUUUACUAAAACUUGGGGGCUACGGCAUGAUUCGAAUAACAACAGUCCUUGACCCCCUCACUAAAGAAAUGGCCUAUCCCUUCAUCGUGCUUGCCCUCUGAGGCAUCAUCAUAACGGGAUCUAUCUGUUUACGCCAAACAGACCUAAAAUCACUAAUCGCUUACUCCUCAGUAAGCCACAUGGGGCUGGUCGCCGGAGGUAUUCUUAUUCAAACCCCCUGAGGCCUGACCGGGGCAAUUAUUUUAAUAAUCGCCCACGGACUAGUAUCAUCAGCAUUGUUCUGUCUGGCAAACACAAGCUAUGAACGAACACACAGCCGAACCAUAGUCUUGGCACGAGGCAUGCAAAUACUGUUCCCCCUAACGGCCACAUGAUGGUUUAUUGCCAACUUAGCCAAUCUUGCACUCCCCCCGCUCCCUAAUCUUAUGGGAGAGAUCAUAAUCAUUACAACCAUAUUUAACUGAUCUCCUUGAACCCUAAUCCUUACAGGACUCGGCACCCUGAUCACAGCCGGUUACUCCCUCUACAUAUUCCUAAUAACCCAACGGGGCCCAGUACCAGCACACAUUACAGGAUUAACCCCAUAUCACACACGAGAGCACCUUUUAAUUGCCCUUCACUUAAUUCCAGUUGUUUUACUUGUCCUCAAACCAGAGUUCGUGUGAGGAUGAUUCUACU
Alosa alosa (allis shad) is the source of this 1381-nucleotide messenger RNA. NCBI's taxonomy places the organism in Eukaryota, Metazoa, Chordata, Actinopteri, Clupeiformes, Clupeidae. The record is from the annotation of a RefSeq genome assembly.